AUGGGCUGCUGGUUUAACAUUUGCGGGGCUGAACCCCGGUCUUGGCUGGUGGCUUCCCAUGUCAGCAAGGAUGAUGGUUCUGCUUCAGAAAGUAUAUCCGAUGGUGCUGACCUUUCGGAUUAUUUCAACUACGGGUUCAACGAGGAGACCUGGAAAGCGUACUGCGAGAAGCAGCGCCGGCUCCAACUUGGCUUGGAGUCUUCCGUCCCGGUCAGCACCGAGAACAAAAUCACGGUCCAGCAAGGAAGAACAGGCAAUGCAGAAAAGGAACCAGAGAACAACGUCAUCAAAAUGGAUUUUAAGACGGAUUUUGUGGCCCUGGUAGGCGGGCGGAUAAAAGCCGGGCCUCCCCCAAACAGGAAGCUGGGUGGCACCAUUGACGUCAUUGGUGGACAGGCGGGCACCAUCAGGCGGGUCGAAGGAAGGCGGCGCGAUAAACAUGCCUCGGAGGAAAAUCCCAUUCAGGUACUUGGGGACCACGGGAGCAAAACGCAGCCUCCGCAGCCGCCCCAACAAGCAUCACAGCCACAACAACCACCUCAGCAACAGACAUUUGCACCUCCAGCGGGUCCUCUGCCUCCAAUAAGCGGUCCUCCACCACCCCACUUUCUCCAUCCUCCUCCGCCUCCGGUUACUUCCGUCCCACCGCCUCUCCAUCCUCCAGGUUUACCACCGCCUGGCCCCAUCCCAGGGCUGUUUCCUCCACCUCUUGCUCCACCGCCAGCUCUUCUGAUUCCAACACUCGAUGGCCAGCCUGCCAGCUACAACAACAGGCAGCCACCUCCAUUUGGCUACAACUCCACAGAUUCAGGUUUUAUCAGCUACCCUCCUAUUUCUACAUCUCACACACCGUGGGUGACUACGGUGGACAAGGGCUCCAGCGCUUCUGACAGUGGUCACUGGGAGUACUCUAGCUCACGGCGGGAGAGGGAAAGAGACCGCGAUCGGACACCCACCACCAGCGAAUAUAACAAUGAUGACGAGAGGUAUCGUUACUAUAGCCGGGAGCGCAGUUAUGAUUUCGAGAGGGACUAUCAUAGGAGUAGAGAUCGCAGCCGCGAGAGAGAAGAUCGCCACCGGGAGCGAAGGCACAGAGACAAAGAGGAGGGCAGCAAACACAAAUCAUCACGGCGUAAGCAGCAUGAAAACGAAGAAGGAGAAAGCCACCGGCGUCACAAGCACAAAAAGAACAAGCGGAGUAAGGAAGAGAAGGAGACGAACGAGGAUGGUGUCGCAGAGGGAAAUGGACAGGACUCCAAGGAGUAGCCAAUCUGUGUUCCAAAAACAGUCGAGGCACCUAUCCAGCCAGGGAGCCCACCUCCUGUAUUUUCUGAGGGACUUCAUAUUUUCUGAGAAAAUGGCUGAGACGGCGGGAGCCUGGAUGCCCAACAUGAGAAGCCAGACCAGACUUGCAGUUAAGACUCUUUGGAAAGAAGAGGGGGGAAAUUGGACAGCAAACAAAGCACCGAAAACUGUUCCACAUGCAGGUAAACUCCGUUGUGUCAGAUCCUAUGGCUUCUGAUGGGAGACAGCUCGAGCAACGAAUGCAUUUAGAGUCUAGGACAAUAUUUGGCAAUUGACAGUUAUUUUGAAGACGUAGGACAGGAAGUGCACUGUGGAGAAACGUUAGGACCUCCUGGCAGCCAGCUCCUAAGCUAGUCCCAUUUUUCCCCCCUUGUUCAUUUCUUGUCAAUGUGAAAAUCCACUUUGCUCAAAGAAAGUAUGGUGGAAAAGGAGGACUUACCAUGGACACACCACCGACUGACAGGUUUAUACGAGAGGCAGAUUUGUACCCAGGCAAGUUGGACCUGGCAAGUGUUCCACAGGCUUCCUUAUGAACUCAACAUGAACACCAUCUUGGAAAGCUUGCCUUAAGUAGUUUAGUACAAACUACUUACUGUAGCUGCCAAAAGCCUCCUCCUCUUUCAGUCCUUUGAGGAUAAAGGUCCUAAGUCACUGAUACACACUUUUUGUAGCUCUUAAAACACUAAGUGUAGCCAUAUUCUAUGUUGUUUUUGGUUUCCUUCGAAAAGAACAAGAACACAUCAUCAGAUCCUAAACUUUGCGCACAUCCCUUCUUUUUAAAUUAUCUUCCACCCGCAGGAAAUAUUUAAAAACACUUCCAAAAUUUGUUUUGAACUUUAUACUUUUUUGUUUUGUUUUGUUUGUAUUGUAGUCAGGCAAGUUUGAGUGUUUGUAUGAAAUCAAUGACUUUGGAAACUUGAGCCAGUAUGCCAUUGAAUGUUGGUUGUAUGCUAUGAGUGGGUCAGUAACCGGAAAAAGUGGGAAAUAAAGCAAUUCUUUUUUUCAAAA
Molecule: messenger RNA, 2313 nt
Organism: Sceloporus undulatus (fence lizard)
Lineage: Eukaryota; Metazoa; Chordata; Lepidosauria; Squamata; Phrynosomatidae
Product: pre-mRNA 3'-end-processing factor FIP1-like
Exons: 11
Coding region: 1-1266 (421 amino acids)
Cellular component (GO): mRNA cleavage and polyadenylation specificity factor complex
Molecular function (GO): RNA binding
Source: RefSeq, a predicted model, not a curated record